UACUAUUAACUUUAACUGUGCAUAACCACCAAACCUAUCGCACUUCACCAAAAUUUUUUCUAAUUAAUACCAAUGUAGAAAUUUGUGGGAUAUUUAUUCAGGAAUCAAUAUUUGGAAUAUUACUUAACUCUUUUGCGAAAAUUCCUGUAACGUUCUCAAAAUGGAAAUAGAUUCUGAUGAGGAAAACAUUAUUGAAGAAGACUUUUAUUCAUUUCUGAAUAUUCCAAAAGAGGCCACAAAGGAAGAAAUCAACAAUGCUUACAGACGACUUAGUAGAAUGUAUCAUCCCGAUAAACACGUGGAUCCAACCCUUAAGGAAAAAGCAGAAAUUAUGUUCAACAAAACCAAAAGGGCUUAUGAAGUUCUAUCGGAUCCCCACCAAAGAGCUAUUUAUGAUUCUUUGGGAACUAAAGGACUUGAAACUGAAGGCUGGGAGAUAGUACAAAGAACAAAAACUCCUGCGGAAAUAAGGGCAGAGUAUGAAAAGUUAGCUGAGGAAAGGGCCGAAAGAAAAAAAAAGCAAGCAACAAACCCAUCAGGAAAUAUUACCAUAGCUGUUAAUGCUACAGAUCUUUUUAACCCAUAUGAUGAUUUGUUCGAGGAUGAAUAUGAAAAAGAUUUCAUAUCCAGCAUCCCGAACAUUGAAGUUUCAUCUAUGCAAUUUACUCAGGCCGUGGAUUUUCCCUUAACGCAGAAGGAUACCUGUACCUUAUCAGGUCAGCUACAGACUCAAAACGGUACGGGACAGGGUGGUGUGAAUCUGAGCUGGCGUCAUAUAUUCUCACAUAAAAGUUGGGCAGAAUUGGAAUUGACAGCAGGAAGUGGUCCUGCUAUAUCGUUCAAAGGAUUCAGGACAUUGACCAAAAGGUUCUUUUGGAAUGGUGGUACGAUUUUGCAAUUCACACCUGAUGGAAUAAGGCCGGGCAUAAUGUCAACACUGGCUAUGCAAAUCGACAAACAUUCGGUAGGUUAUGUAUCUUAUCAAGGAGGUAUUAGAUCCGUCUUUUCAACACAAAUUAUAAGAGACACAGAAUUCAAUAGGUUCAAUUUUUCGAUACAAGUAGGUGUUCCCCAUUCCUCUGUGCUUCUUCAGUACACAAGAAAGAUGAUGAAUCAAGAAUUGAAGUUGAAAGUUGCCGUGAAAGCUGGCACUUUUGGUGGGGUGAUCGAGUAUGGAGCAGAAAAGAAAAUUUCGAAACACAGUAAUUUAGCCUUUGCCGUAGUUUGUGGAAUACCAUCUGGAGUGAAACUGAAAAUAAGGUUAACAAGAGCUUCUCAAAUUUACUCUUUCCCGAUUCACUUGUGCGAAGAAAUCAUGCCAGCACCUAUCUUUUAUGCAACUGUAGUGCCUUUGGUAGUGUACGUUGUUGUAAAGAAGGGAUUCGUCGAACCUUUUUUGAGGGAGGAGAAAUCCAAGAAGGUGGAGAAGCAAAAGCAAAAUAAUUAUAAUAAGUUAUUGGAGAAAAGAAAGGAAGCUAUGGCAGCUCAGGAGUUAAUGAACGCCACUUACACUAGGAUCAGGGAUGAGGAAAGUAAUAAGAAAGGGUUGGUCAUCAUCAAGGCUAUUUAUGGUAAAAUAAUCCGAGAUUCUCAUCAGCAUGGUGACGAAGAAAUGACCAAUGAGGUGGUUGACGUUACCAUACCAGUGCAAUGUCUAGUCAAAGACAGCAAAUUAGUGAUACACGAUCACACUAAGAGUGAAUUACCCGGCUUUUUUGACCCAUCUUUAGGAGAUGAAAAAAUGUUGCACAUUAUUUAUAACUACCAUGACCAGCCCCAUGAAGUUACCAUUACAGAUAGUGAAGCUCUCAGAUUACCAAAAACUUCACAUCGGACGAAUAUAACAUAGUACCAUAAGAGUAGACCUAGUCGAAAUAGUGGAAUUGGAUGAAAAUGGUAGAAAUUGAAACAAAAUUGGUGCAAGUUUCGUCAUUUCUGUACCAUGUGUUCAAAUUGUUUUUAUUGAAGUGCAUUUGUUGUAAAAAAUAAUUUUUAUAAAACAAUAAAGUUGUUACUCUUUAA
Molecule: messenger RNA, 2022 nt
Organism: Leptinotarsa decemlineata (Colorado potato beetle)
Lineage: Eukaryota; Metazoa; Arthropoda; Insecta; Coleoptera; Chrysomelidae
Product: dnaJ homolog subfamily C member 11
Biological process (GO): cristae formation
Source: RefSeq, a predicted model, not a curated record